Molecule: messenger RNA, 2910 nt
Organism: Aureobasidium namibiae CBS 147.97
Lineage: Eukaryota; Fungi; Ascomycota; Dothideomycetes; Dothideales; Saccotheciaceae
Product: DUF917-domain-containing protein
Exons: 3
Coding region: 1-2910 (969 amino acids)
Biological process (GO): glutathione metabolic process
Cellular component (GO): cytosol
Molecular function (GO): 5-oxoprolinase (ATP-hydrolyzing) activity
Source: RefSeq, a predicted model, not a curated record
AUGACUUCCCAUCCCAGCAUCAAAUGCGUUCGCAUCGGCAUAGACGUAGGUGGCACAAACACAGACGCGAUCGCCAUCGACACAUCACUGCAACACACCGAGACUCGGGGCCUCCUCGCCCACUUCAAGACACCAACCACGCCCGAUGUCACCGAAGGCAUUCAAACCGCUAUACGGGCUAUACUCGAUCUCUCGCGACUUUCCACCUCGGACAUUGUGAGUGUUACCAUAGGAACGACUCACUUUAUCAAUGCCGCGAUUGAACAAGAUGCCCGUCGCUUGAACAGAGUGGCUAUCAUUCGUCUUUCAAAAAGCUUCCUUCGCGAAGUUCCUCCUUUCUCGGACUUUCCUCCUGGACUUGCAAAAAUCAUCAACGGCUACGUGGGCUAUGUUGAUGGCGGUCUCCACAUUGACGGCUCUCAAGAAUCUCCUAUCGUCGAAUCUCAAGUCGUUGCCAGGUGUGCCGAAAUCAAAGCUCUUGGAUUGACCUCGGUGAUCUUCCAGCAGGAGGAGCAGGUCAGAAAGAUCGUGACCAGAGAGCUCCCGGGUGUCGAGAUUCGAGAAAAUGCUAGUAUCUUGAAUGCAGCAAUCCUCGAUUAUGCCAAACGAACAGUCAGCGGUUUCCGUCGCGCAAUGAAGGCAUUGAAGUUGACCUGUCGACUAUUCCUUACUCAAAACGAUGGCACGUUGCUCGAUUCUGCGUCUGCCGCCAAGUUUCCCAUCCGUACAUUCGCUUCUGGUAUGACGAACUCAAUGCGCGGUGCUGCCUACUUGGCUGCUCACGACACUCGAAAAUCCUCGGCCAUUGUCAUAGAUAUAGGCGGAACAACAAGUGAUUGCGGCGUCCUCCUUCCUUCUGGUCUUCCUCGACAAGCUGCAGCAUAUGUUACAGUUGCUGGAGUACGCAUGAAUUAUGCUAUGCCACACCUCCACAGCAUAGGUCUUGGAGGCGGUACCAUUGUGCGAAAAGAGGCCGACGACAAGGUCGUUGUUGGACCAGACUCAGUCGGGCAUUACCUUACAAGAGAUGCUUUGGUGUUUGGAGGCGACAUAAUGACGGCAUCUGACAUUGCCGUUGCUGCAGGGAAAGUCAAAAUGGGUGACAGUGGUCUUGUCGCUCACCUCAACCAGAAGGAAGUCGUGAAUGCACAAAACAGCAUUAAAGCACUCCUCGAAAGAGCGAUUGAUGUGAUGAAGACUUCUCCUGACCCGAUGCCAGUCCUUUUAGUAGGAGGUGGUGCAGUCAUCGCUCCUACCUCUCUCGAAGGUGCUUCCGAGCUUACCCUUCCACCAUACCACGAUGUCGCAAAUGCUGUUGGUGCAGCCAUUUCCAAGGUUGGUGGUGUCGUCGACACGAUUCAGGAUGUUUCAGGUCAGACUUUCGAGCAAGCUGAGCAGAGAGCCAAGAAUCUCGCUAUUCAACGCGCCAUUGAUGCCGGUGCUAUCAAGGAGAGUAUCAUAAUUGCGGAGGUCGAGAGCUUACCUGUCACAUACGUCGCCAACCAAUUGAGAACGAUAGUGAAAGCAGUGGGUGAGCUGGAUCUCACGGCGCAGUCGCAGACAACCAUGGACGAUACUGAGUCUGAGAUCGAACAUGAGGAAGAAGGCGUCAAGAAGGCUGCGCCCAAGACCAUCGAGGUACCUCGAGUUGACCCAAGAACCUAUGUUCCUUCAAUAGUCAAGAACGAGACAACUGGCAACUCGGAAUGGAUACUCUCUGAAACGGACAUCGACUUCAUCUCCAAUGGUUGCUACGUCCUGGGCUGCGCAGGAGGCGGCUCAACAGCAGCAUCGCGUUUGCAACUACGUGCAAUGCUUCGUCAAGGACAUAAGAUGAGGAUAAUAGAUGCUUCUGCUCUAUCGAAAGAUGCAUUGAUCUACUGGGGAGGUCAUAUGGGAUCUCCAUCAGUGUCAGUCGAGCGUCUCCAGUCUCUAGAGACAGUCGCUGCAUUCCGAGAGCUCAUGGAUUACUUGCACCAUGACAAGGUGGAUGCUGUCAUGGGACUCGAGAUUGGUGGUGCCAACGGUAUGGAACCACUUCUCGUGGGAUCCUCCCGCUUCUUCGACUGUCCAGUCAUCGAUGCCGACUUCAUGGGCCGCGCCUAUCCUACUUACUGGCAGACCACCUUAGCCGUACAUUACCCUGGCGAGCUUGUGCCCUGUGUCAUUGAUUCUGGCGAUGGAAAAACGAUCCUGAUGACUAAGGCACCAAAUGACGAGAUCGUUGACCGAGCCCUACGUGCAUCUUGCGCAGAGAUGGGCUCGCGAGUGGGAAUGGCAGCAAAGCCCACGACGACGGAGAUAGUGCGUACUUCGGGAGUCCUAAACACCAUGUCGCUCGCCUGGCGCAUUGGUCGAUGUAUCGCUCUAUCAGAGGCCACCAACACGAUGGCCACCGUGGCAGAGGCAAUCGUCAACGAGGCCGGCGGACCCAAGAGUGCGAAGAUCUUAUUCCGUGGUAAAAUCACACAGGUCGAACGACGUGUAUACAAAGGACACUCGCACGGCUCCAUCACAAUCACUGGAACGGAAGAGGACGACGAAGGCGCAGCUACGACAGCCGCAAACCGCAUGCCCGCCAUCAAGUCCGGGGGCCAAUUGAAAAUUCCCUUUAAGAACGAGAGCAUUUUUGCCGAACACACUUCGGAUUCAGGAGAGAAGGAAUACCUUGCGCUGGUGCCUGAUCUCAUUGCUGUGCUGGAUGCUGGCUCUGGUUGUGCCUUGGGUGUUCCUGACUUCAAGUACGGCUAUUACGUUGUUGUGAUUGGCAUUACGUGCUCCCCACUUUGGGUAAAUACACCGGAAGGUAUCAAAAUUGGUGGACCAGGUGCAUUUGGGUACGAUCUUGAGUACAAAGCUUUAGGAGAAUAUGUGGAGCCGAAGAGCGUUAUUGCAGAAUAUAGUACAUAG